This is a messenger RNA of Sphaerodactylus townsendi, 4332 nucleotides long. It is a transcript of the gene SPDEF, whose product is annotated as SAM pointed domain containing ETS transcription factor. Gene Ontology annotation, biological process: regulation of transcription by RNA polymerase II; cell differentiation. The coding region runs from base 553 to 1629 and encodes 358 amino acids. The transcript has 7 exons. Gene Ontology annotation, molecular function: sequence-specific DNA binding; DNA-binding transcription factor activity, RNA polymerase II-specific. NCBI's taxonomy places the organism in Eukaryota, Metazoa, Chordata, Lepidosauria, Squamata, Sphaerodactylidae. The record is from RefSeq and is a predicted model, not a curated record. Gene Ontology annotation, cellular component: nucleus.
UCCUGUUCAUAACUAAUGUUAGGAUUCUGUUCACUUAAUGCAUUUCCUCACAUAUUCAUUAUCCUGAAUCUAGGUGCUCUGAGCACUGUGGUGGCUUUUAUGCAUCCCACAGUCCAUGGAACAAAUUUUGGUGGCACCCCCUGCCCAAAGGUUUAGUGUAUUUUUGAUCACCUGGCCCUUUGCACACUGUUUUAGAGGCAGGGAUAUACCCCAGACCCAGCUGUCUUUUUCCAUCAGCCACUUGGGUGCUCACGUCCUCAUUUAUCUGAGCUCUUUAUGGCCAGUGGAAGCACUUAAGACUGGCAGGGACAUUUCCUAACCACUUCACUGGAUUGAUGCUGCUGCCAACUGACACGUCUCUGCACACCUAAAGGGUGCUGGGACUGAUGACGAGGAAGCAGAAAAGCCACACCUGGGCCAUGAUCAACAAUUGUUUGCUUAAGCCCUGAUCAAUUAAUCUACCUCUGCAAGCGGCUGGCUUUUGAAAAAUUAAUAAAAGCAAUAAGGGGAAGAAAUGAAGAUUUCCAUGCUCUUCCGCAGCACACUUGGGGAAUGGAUGCUUCAACACCAGAUCUGGAGUCAAACCUAUGUGGAGUGAUGGGCAGUGCUGGCCAAGGCCUGACUGCUCUGCCUUAUAGCCGGGUAAGCCUUCAGGAUACUGUGCUGCUUUCUGGGCUGGAGAAGCUGCCUAUAUCUCAAGAUUCUGACAGCCAGAGUUGGAGGUCUCUUGACAGUCCUAGCCCACCUGCCACCCCUGAACAACCACUACCCACCUUCUACUUGCAGUACUUUGAUAUGCUUUACCCGGAAGACAACAAUUGGGUCCCUAAGGCUCUAGGUGAGAGCCAGCAGAUCAACAGCCAAGGGAACAGGACUGAAGUGCCCAAAGAACCCGAGCAGUGCCCUAUUAUUGACAGUCAGGGUUUGAGCCUCACACCUGAUAUGGAUUACCAAGCCAGCCUUCAUCUGGAAGAGCACUCCCUGGAACAGGUGCAGAGCAUGGUAGUGGGUGAAGUGCUCAAGGACAUUGAAACAGCUUGCAAACUUCUCAAUAUUGCAUCAGACCCAGCAGAUUGGAGUCCAGGGAAUGUCCAAAAGUGGAUCUUAUGGACUGAGCACCAAUACCGCCUACCCCAGAUUGGGAAAUCAUUUCAGGAUCUUUCUGGAAAAGAUGUGUGUGCCAUGUCUGAGGAGCAGUUCCGACAGCGUUCUCCAGCAUGCGGUGAUGUCUUACAUGCUCACCUGGACAUUUGGAAAUCAGCUGCCUGGAUGAAAGAGAAGACUGCCCCUGGAGAGAUGCAUUAUUGUGGGAGUGAAGAGAAUUGGACAGAAAAUGAGGUGGAUUCAUCCUGCUCAGGCCAGCCCAUUCACCUCUGGCAAUUUCUGAAAGAACUUCUGCUGAAGCCACAUAACUAUGGACGCUUCAUUCGUUGGCUCAAUAAAGAGAAAGGUAUAUUCAAAAUUGAAGAUUCUGCUCAAGUGGCUCGGCUGUGGGGAAUCCGCAAGAACCGUCCCGCCAUGAACUAUGACAAGCUGAGUCGCUCUAUUCGGCAAUAUUAUAAGAAAGGAAUAAUUCGGAAACCAGACAUCUCUCAGCGGCUGGUCUACCAGUUUGUACACCCUGUGUGAAUGCAGACAGAGCAAGUUCUGAAAAACUGUGGGCUUGGGGACUUUUUGGAACCAUAGCACCCCUUACCCCCUGCAGUAUGAACUUUAAGAAAUGUGAAGUCAAGAGUUGGACAAGAGGCUGAGAACAUGAGGAACUGUAUUAAAGGGUCGCAGCAUUAGGAAGGACUUGCUUGCAGAACUUCUGAGAUUUCUCUAUUUCCUGAUUCUAUACAGGAAAUAAUGAAGCAAACAAACAUUUAUGGCCCAGGUAAAAUAGCAAAUAGGAAGGAACUAUUGCUAAAUGAAGUAUAUACAUUUCAUUUGGUGGGGUUCCACUUUUUUUGAGUUUAGGACAUUUUCCGGUCUGUGUGCAUUCAGAUGUAUGCUAUGAUAAACCAAGAAAAGGUGGGAGAUUGAAGAGAAGAAAGGGAGAAUGGAGGUGGAGUAUAGAGUCUAACUAGCUGAUAUUGAUUCUUUUUUUAGUGAAAUCACUAUAAGAAUAUUAUAGCAUAUUAGAUUUUGUUUUGCUUGCAACUUUGCUCAAUCUAAGCCAUAGGACAAAUCACUUAUGGCACUGGGAGAUGUUUCACUCACGAGAGCCAGGUCUCACCAUAAAUUUGUUUGGGAAGGAUUUGGUGGCCAAAGCAGUGUCAUGCCAUGCUAAACUAUCUGAAUACCCCUGCACCCCCAGCAAUCAUUUGCUUUUCAUUUAACAGGCAGAAAGUUUAGAGAGCAGGCUGUGAAAUGGUUUUGGUGAACUUACCUUGACAGCCUGCAGUCAGAGUAAUCCAGUGAUUCCUUCAAUAUACUUGGCUCAAUUUUUAGUAGCACAGGAUUAGGGGUUCAUAUGGGGUUCAUAUGGGGUACUGGAUUUUGUGAAAGUCAGUUCUUGGGGUUUCAAUGCACUGGUGUAAAAGUAGAGGAUCUGAUUGACAAUACAAUGUUAGCUUCAUGAUACGUAGAAUAGGAUAGAGUCAUAAGUAAUCCUAGGAGAACUGGCCAGAAAGUCUAUCCAGGUUUGGUAUUAUUAAAUUGGCUACUACCUUCUCAUAUAUGCAUGACUGCAAGAAGCAACUGUUUUUCGGUAUUGUUAGCGGAAGGACAGAGUCACCCAUUCUCAGUAUGUGCACAGUGAGUGAAUGAGCUUCACCUGAGAGGAAAGACAAUAGGAUCACGAGUAGUUUUCUGCCAGGGCUCAUGUUGACCCAAGGCUAGAACACUGUGGCACCUGUCUGCCUGCUGGGGCCAGUUGGCUGAAAGUCUGUGCUAAAACAAGUAGAACCAUUAGAUUUCAUGGGACAUAGUGCUGGUUGUUGUAAUGUGGUAACAUUACUGGAGUUCAUGAGCUGAUUACAUGAACAAACACAACAGCAAUGUCCUUUCUCCUGUCUUUCUGAAAAUAUGAUGUGGAUUAUUGUUGUCUACCAGAAGACAAUCCUGGGAAUUUCAGGCUACCUCCUAGCUUCACAGGGUGACUUUUAUUAAUAAUCCACUGUUGCUUGGAUGCUUUUAGUUCCUGGAUUUUAAAACAGCUAGUCCCACAUUAGGCCAACUGUAUUUGCAUUUUUGUAAGCCAGUGAUACUGAUUUAUGGCAAAGAUUAAGGUGAACAUCAUGGACAUUCCAUGCAUUAUUACUCAGGCAAAAAACAGUUGAUUGUGUGUAGUCCUUUCUCUGUCCUAUGCCAAGUUUUCCUGUUUUGUUUGCAGACUUCCGGGCUAGUGUUGCCAGCAGCCUGGGGGAAAAUGCCCUGCCCCUUUAACGGAGGUUUAAUGGGCUGUUAUUUACCAGGUUACAUUAUUUACCCUGUGCCAUGAAAAACUUCAGCUAUCCAUUUCCACACAUUAAUAAGUCUGUCUUAAAGGGGCAGGACAUUUUUCUCUAGACCUGUUGGUAAUUCUGUUCCUGACAAAAUCACUAGAAUCUUUUGAAACACUUAUAAGAGCUACUAUAAGGUAGUGGCUGCUUCUAAUAAGUGGCAAUACAGCUGCUUUUAACAGCGCUGAGCAAGCAUAACAUCAAGAAAGCAAAUAGUCAGGAGCUUGGGGAUUUUGCAUAGGGAAAGUUGUAUUUACUUAAUUUAUAAUUAAUUCUCACUCUCUCUGUAUUGGUGAGCAUGCUUAGAAUAUAAAUAGUGUUGUUCACAAUAGUUAAACCUAGUACGAACAUUUUCUGGAUCUGAAGUAGGUGAGUUCUCAUGGUACUUGUCACAUUAUGUACCAGAUGUUAUUUGAAAUCGUUAGCAGACAUUAUGCCGUGGCUGGAGUUGCUGGUCGCAGGGCUCCCUUGCCUUCAAGAGCUGCACGAUAGAUAAAGCCCCAAAAGGUGAAGGGAAAUUGUUCACACUCUCAGUUUGUGAUAAAUUUCUACUUUUGAUCCCACAGAUAGUUCUUUAAUUCUGGGUCUGAAGCAUCAAUGGAAUAUGAGACACAGCUAAUUCAUCUUAGCUUUGUAGGCUGGUGUGGAUAAGGAUAUAGCUUUAAUUUCAGCAGAGGACUGUUACAAACUCUCAAACUUUGUUAUCCAGAUUUGGAGGGUUGGGAGGGGGGUUGAUUCAAUUCACUGUGGAGUAGAGGUCAAACAUCUGGGGCAAACCUGAUCAGUGGGUGUUCUCAAUUCAUUGCCAGCUCCCAAGUCAAAAGAAUGGUGUGGAUCAUGGACGUAGGUAAGGGGGGGUUCUUGGGUUUGAACCCCCCCAUUCAUGUCCGAAGCUCCGCCCCUCAGU